Messenger RNA from Stegastes partitus (bicolor damselfish), 910 nucleotides. RefSeq names its product GTPase IMAP family member 4-like. The record is from RefSeq and is a predicted model, not a curated record. The transcript is spliced from 2 exons. Gene Ontology annotation, molecular function: GTP binding. Lineage: Eukaryota; Metazoa; Chordata; Actinopteri; Pomacentridae. The coding region runs from base 1 to 894 and encodes 297 amino acids.
AUGGUAAGGAGCUCUUCUACAACAUCUAUCUUGUGUGUUUUAUCCUCCACAGGUGAACAGGAAGCUCACCUCAGGGUGGUGCUGGUCGGUAGAACUGGAGCUGGGAAGAGCGCAGCAGGAAACACCAUCCUAGGAAGGAAGGAGUUUAAAUCCACAUCUUCUUCCUGCUCGCUGACAGCAGAGUGUCAGAAGGAAGUAACAGAGUGCGGAGGUCAGACACUGGCUGUGGUCGACACUCCAGGUCUGUUCGAUACCGACAAAACUCAGGACGACGUGAAGACAGAGAUCGCUAAGUGCAUCUCCUACACUGCUCCUGGUCCUCAUGUGUUCCUGGUGGUGAUCCAGCCGGGCAGGUUCACCGAAGAAGAGCAGAAAACUGUGAAGCUCAUCCAGGAGCUGUUUGGAGAGAAGGCAGCAGAAUUCACCAUGGUCCUGUUCACCCACGGAGACGACCUGGAGGACGAAGAAGUCACUGUGGAGGAGCUGAUCAGUGGCAACAAGGCUCUGCAGGACUUCAUCGAUCAGUGUGGCCAGAGACACCACGUCUUCAACAACAAAGACAAGGAUCAGAGUCAGGUCAGAGAGCUGCUGAAGAAGAUCAACACGCUGGUGCAGAGCAACGGAGGCCAAUGUUACACCAACGAGCUGCUGCAGGAAGCCGAGAAGGCCAUCAGGGAGAAGCAGCAGCAGCUCCUGGAGGAAAACCCCGACAUGAAGCCAGAAGAGGCGAGAAAACAGGCUGAGAAGGACAACACGUUCCUCAUAGCCAUUCAGCUCGGAGCUGCAUUCGGAAGCGCAGUGGGUCCACUGGGAGCUUUAGUGGGAGCUGGGAUCGGAGCGUUUGUGGGAGGAGUUCAGACUCUGAAGAAGGAGAAGAAGUGUGUUAUACUGUGAAUAAAAUCAACCAAAU